This is a messenger RNA of Guillardia theta CCMP2712, 1641 nucleotides long. RefSeq lists its product as hypothetical. Gene Ontology annotation, molecular function: protein binding. The transcript has 17 exons. Bases 1 to 1641 code for a protein of 546 amino acids. The record is from RefSeq and is a predicted model, not a curated record. NCBI's taxonomy places the organism in Eukaryota, Cryptophyceae, Pyrenomonadales, Geminigeraceae.
AUGGCUGCAGCAACUGCCUCCCCCGCUGGCAAGGACAUGCUGCAACAAGCUUUUGCCACACCUCUCGCGCAGAGGAUGAAGGUGCGGGACAAACUCGGAAACAUGUCGGUUACUGGGAGGAGGACAGAGCAGACCAACGGUGGAGUGAUAUCGUCACGGAUGGAAAACUUUCUACAGGAUGGGGCAGAAGUCUUUGUGGGCCUUGAAGGUGAAGCAACUUCGGUCGCCGUUCCCUUCUACGCCUCCCCGAUGUUGAGAACCCCAGCGCCAGAUUCCGGCCGGGUCAUGCAGCAAGUCGCCUCGGCCUACAAGACUUUCAGCUCCAUGGUGCAGCACAAGCAAAGUGCUCGUACGCCAUGGUCCGCGAGGGAGGGAGGAGGGAAGCCGGUGGGGGUGGGUCUCCACGUCGAGCAAGUGCAGAUGCAGGCGUUGUUGCCCGAGGGAGAGAAACUUGUGUACUCGGUGAUCGCGGUCAAGGACGUCGUCGAAGGCUCCUUCACCUCCAUGCUCAAAGUCGUCCAGCCAGGCGACUUUCUCGUGGCGGUGGACGGUCAAUCGACGAAGAACCGCAACCUCGACCAAGUGCACUCGCUGCUGAUAGGAGGAGAGGACACGACGUGUGUCGGCUGUUUCUACAGGAAACCAUCGGGCAUGUACUUUGAGGUUCCGAUGCUGCGGCACUCGACGUCGGAGCACAGUUUUGAGUACAACCAUCAUCGCAACCCGCUCCUGUCGGAGCUGACGGCCAACGGCCAGCGCAUGGCAGAGAUGAGCGCGGUCAAGUUCAAGGAGGAGACGAGCCUCUACGAGAUCUAUGAGAACAUCCAAUCCAGCGAGCAGACCUCUUCUCCUCCUCGUGCCGCUGCCGCUGCUGCCGCCGCUGCUGCUUCACCCUUCUCUACACCCCUAGCUCAUCGAACAGCGUCUCCUAUGUCGUCCGCCAAGGGAACGGGGGACGCUGAAGAGUUGCAGUCCCCCCUGGUCCUCUCCUCCCCGAUGAAGAUCGCGAGCGAGCGAGUCGAUCUCUUCCUCUCUCACUCUCCGUCUGCCGACUUUGGAGUAGGAGGAGGGAGAGGCCCUACAGCGGCCUCCCUCGCUGGCGACGAGGAGAUUGAGUAUGCGAUGACUGUGAUAGAGGCUGCAAACAGAAGAGAACAGUCGAUGACGUCGGAGGAUCACACUCGAUACAAGAGGAGGCAGGAGGAGGAGAGAGACGGGGAGAUGCAGGCCAUGAGGCUCAAGAUCCAUUCACUCGUCGAGUCUUACAGGAGGCAGCAGGAGACGAUUCAGAGCUACCAGAACGAAAACAGAAAAGCGCACAUGAAGAUUCAGCAACUCGAGGAGCAGACGAUCCAACACAAUCGAGACUUUUAUGAGCAGAGGUCCAGAGAUUCAAACAUGGAAGAAAAGUUGAAGAUGGUGCAGCAGGAUCUCGCUGACCUGCAGAAGGCCUACGAGCAGCAGAGUGAGCAAGUGAGUUCGCUCACCGACACCACAGCCUACCAGACGGUCGAGAUCUUCCGCUUGAACGAGGUCAUGAGACUGCUGGACAAGCUGAGCAGGGAGAAGGACCAGGUGGUGGGGAAGUUGAAGGUGCUGCAGCAAGAGAAGGACAGAGGAUUCUUUGUUCCUUUAUUCUGA